Messenger RNA from Thecamonas trahens ATCC 50062, 2230 nucleotides. RefSeq lists its product as uncharacterized. The coding region runs from base 18 to 2153 and encodes 711 amino acids. Gene Ontology annotation, biological process: hippo signaling; positive regulation of transcription by RNA polymerase II. Gene Ontology annotation, molecular function: transcription coactivator activity; protein binding. The transcript has a single exon. Lineage: Eukaryota; Apusomonadida; Apusomonadidae. Gene Ontology annotation, cellular component: cytoplasm; nucleus. The record is from RefSeq and is a predicted model, not a curated record.
AGAGGCAGGCCAGAGUCAUGGACGACUCGGUGCUCCCAACAGGGUGGAGCAAGCGGACGAAUGCCGACGGGAGAGUCUAUUACGCCAACGACUUGGAGAAGAAGACUCAAUGGGAGCGCCCUGCCGGCCCGGUUCCGCCCACGACCCUCCUUCCGCCUGGCUGGUCGCAGCGUAUCGAUGCUGACGGCCGGACCUACUACGCCAACGAUGUCAUGGGCUCUACCCAGUGGGAACGCCCAAUCGUCGUGCCGCAGUCUCGCCUUCCGCCGCCGUCUUCGUCAUCGUCUGUACAAGGCGGAGCCGUCGACGACGGCUCGGAUGCUGCCGCGCUCUUCGCCUCGGGAAACGUGCUGAGCUUGAUGGUUGAGGGCAGAGUGGCGGCUCCGGAGCCGGUCUAUGUCCAUGUCGUCGAGCAUGGCCGUGGCGCUGGCAAUCUGGUCUUCUUUCGGUGCGACGGCUCCAAGACGCCGAUGCGUGCCCAGAACGACGGCUCGUUGGCGUUUACCAGCGGCGGCCGCGACCCGUCGAUGCUGUGGCGGGUGCUGCCGGCCGGCCCGGGCGCUGUUCGCAUUCUCUCGGUCAAGCACCAGAACGACUACUCGAUCGACGGCUCGGACGGGUGGUACAUUGGCCUGGCGUCGGUCGACGGCCCGCCGCGGGUGGUGGCCAACGCGCCGCGCGAGCGCGGUCGCAUCGUCCCGUCGCUCAUCCGCCAGAUCGGCGGCAGGAGGGCCGCCGCCACCGCCCAGCGCGCCCGAGGCAAGGCCUCCAGCUCGAGCGGCGGUGGGAUCCGCGGCGCUCUGUCGGCCCUCGGCAACGUUGGCCGCUACGCCGUGGGCCGGGUCCAGGCGCUCAUCUCGCCGUCGUCGACGUUGCUGCAGACGGGCUCGAUUGUGACACUGACCAACGUGGCAACCGGCGGAAGCCUGCGCGAGCCGCUAUACGCCCACAUGAUCACCCGCGGCGCGUUUGGUCGUGCCUUUUUUGCGCGGUGCGACGGGUCCAAAGCCACUCUGACUGUCAUGCCCUCGGGGGAGGUCCACUACGACGGCGGCUAUGAGACCAUGUCGCAGUGGGUAACGGAACAAGUCGGUGGUGAGCCUGCUGAGCGCCGGGCCGACGGCCGUGUUGCGUCGGGCUCGAUCGUCGCGCUCCGCUGCGUCGCCGGCGAGGGUCGUGCCAACCGGGCCGGCGGUCUCGACUGGUACCUCGGCAUGGAUGCCGACGGAACGCUUGUUGGCAACGACUCUGUUGACAACACCUCGGCCCACUGGCAGCUCACCAUCCUGUGCAACAUGGCCCUGCGCGUCGAGAAGCUGCUCAAGGAGGUGCCGGCCUUUGAUGGCACGGUCAGCCUCACCGCCGAGCAAAAGACCCAGUUUUACCUCGACGGCUAUCUGCAUCUCCCACAGGUGGUCUCACGCGAGCUAGUCGACGCUGCGCUGCAGGUCAUCAAUACCGCGCUGGGCGAUCCCGGCUCGUGGCAUCGCAACCCAGACUUUGGCCACUGGGACCUCAAAGGUGUUGACGGCACGCUCGGCUCGCACCCCGCCAUUCUCGCACUGCUCUAUGCCGCGCCAACCCACGCCUACACCCAAGAGCUGCUCGGCCGUGACAAUGUCAACAUGCCUCGCGGCGGGCAGGUGGCAGUCCGGAUGCCCAAUCCAGAUGCCAACCACGACGCACCGCAGCACUGGCACAUCGACGGUCUCAACAAGGGCCACCACUCGUCGUUCUCGCUUCUUGUUGGCGUCACGCUCUCGGAUCAGCUCGGCCCAGACUGGGGCAACCUCGUGGUCUUUCCCGGCCAGCACCACGUCAUGGGCGCCAAGCUCCUCGCUGCGGUCAUGGAGGCGCGCGCCGAAGCCGCUGCGCGCGGGCCAGGUGUCGAUGACGCUGUCUCGGACGACCUCAACUCGUUCAUCAGGCAGCCACUCUCCGGCGGCAUCGCCCUCCAGCCGCACGCCGGCGACGUCAUCCUUGUCCACCACAAGGUCCCGCACCGGGUCCAUCACAACCACUCGCCACACAUCCGCUACCAGAUCUACUUUCGCGUCUCAUCCAAGACCGGCGCGCCCUACGACACCGUCACACUCGAGAACAUCUUCUUUGGCUUUGAGGGCAUGGAUGACGUCGUCGCCCAGCUCCAGUAGCAAACAACUGCCGUUUUUAACGCCAUACUAUCUCGCCAAGCCACACAAGCACGAUUGUCGAUCUAGCCAAGCUGCAC